This is a messenger RNA of Polyodon spathula (Mississippi paddlefish), 2874 nucleotides long. RefSeq names its product heterogeneous nuclear ribonucleoprotein L-like. Gene Ontology annotation, biological process: mRNA processing; regulation of RNA splicing. The coding region runs from base 231 to 2150 and encodes 639 amino acids. The record is from RefSeq and is a predicted model, not a curated record. Gene Ontology annotation, molecular function: mRNA binding. Gene Ontology annotation, cellular component: nucleus. The transcript has 15 exons. Lineage: Eukaryota; Metazoa; Chordata; Actinopteri; Acipenseriformes; Polyodontidae.
UACCUGUCCCUACAGUAAUAUGAACAAAAUAGUCAUAGCUGAUAGAUAGAUGGAGGGAAUUGGUGGCGUUGGUCGACGAUCGCUGUGCUGGCUCUGUGAACUAAGGGAACUGACUGAAGAAGUAAACGGUGCGGCCGACGCUUAGCAACUUUUAAUGCACCGCAAAUUGAUGUAACACAGUGGAUACCUCUUUAUUUGCUUUUGCUGUUCGCUGUUAAAUUGGCAGAAUAAUGUCUAUGGUUGAGGAAUACGAAGAAGGGGAGUAUGAGAGAGCUGCCAAGCGACUCAAGACUGUAGAGGUAGAGUUGGAGGAAGGAGAGGACUUAGAUGACUCGGAUUCGACAUCUCCCGGCUUGCUACUUGGUGACGAUAAUACAACCGUAGCAGGUGGAGGAGAAAAAAAGGCCCAUUGGUCCUCAAAAUAUGGAUCAAAUAGAAGGGACAAUGGGGACGAUGCCCACCAGAUUCCUCCCUCCCCGGUGGUCCACGUGCGGGGGUUGUGCGAGUCUGUGGUCGAGGCAGACCUGGUUGAAGCUCUGGAGAAGUUUGGGACGAUAUGCUACGUGAUGAUGAUGCCUUUUAAGAGGCAGGCUCUGGUGGAGUUUGAAGGUGUUGAAAGUGCUAACAAGUGCGUGGCGUGCGGUGCCAGUGAAGCUGUCUACAUAGCUGGGCAGCAAGCUUUCUUUAAUUAUUCUACCAGUAAAAGGAUCACGCGGCCAACCAACUCAGACAACCCCAACAGUGGGAAUAAGGUCUUAUUGUUGUCCAUUCAGAAUCCUCUUUACCCCAUAACAACGGAUGUUUUAUACACUGUCUGCAACCCGACUGGAAAUGUCCUCCGCAUUGUAAUAUUCAAGAGGAAUGGCAUACAAGCCAUGGUGGAAUUCGAAUCUGUUCAAAGUGCUCAGAAAGCCAAAGCUGCCCUCAAUGGAGCUGAUAUCUACGCUGGGUGCUGCACGCUGAAAAUUGAAUACGCAAGGCCAACCCGUCUUAACGUGAUAAGAAACGAUAAUGAUAGUUGGGACUACACUAAACCGUAUUUGGUUAGACGAGAUAGGGGGAAGGGAAGGCAGCGGCAAGCCAUCCUAGGAGAGCACCCAUCUUCCUAUGGUGACAAUGGGUAUGGUUCUCACUGCCCCCUGCUGCCUUUACCGAGUAACAAUCGGUAUAAAAUGGGCUCUCAUGACAUCCCGGAGGUGGUUACUUACCCACUCCCCCAAACCUCCUCCUACAUGGGCCACGGGGCGGCCUCCUCCAGCUCCGUUGCCAUGGUGAGCGGGCUGCAUGCCAAGAGAAUGAACUGCACUAGAAUCUUCAACCUCUUCUGUUUGUAUGGGAACAUUGAGAAGGUCAAGUUUAUGAAAAGUGUGCCCGGUACAGCACUCGUGGAAAUGGGUGACGAAUAUGCUGUGGACCGAGCCAUCACGCAUCUCAACAGCAUCAAGGUGUUUGCAAAGAGACUCAAUGUCUGUGUGUCGAAGCAGCAUGCAGUUAUACCAAGCCAGGUGUUUGAACUGGAGGACGGGACAAGUAGUUACAAGGACUUUGCAAUGACCAGGAACAAUCGAUUUACCAGUGCUGGUCAAGCUUCCAAGAACAUCAUCCAGCCCCCCUCGUGCGUCCUGCACUUCUACAACGUGCCCCCGUGUGUCACAGAGGAGGAGCUGCAGCAGCUGUGUACAACACAUGAAGUACCUGAGUUUAUAAAGUACAAGGUGUUUGAUGCCAAACCUUCUUCCAAAACUAUAUCAGGGCUGUUAGAAUUUGAAACGAAGACACAUGCGGUGGAGGUCCUAACGGUACUGAAUCAUUACCAGAUCAGAAUACCAACUUCAGCCACAUUCCUACGUGUUUUGACAGAGGAAUUUAACCCCUCCCUGCCAACCAAAUAUUCCUCACACAUACAUCCACCCAUGGACCAGUCUGGCUUUCACCCUGCCACCCUGCCACAGUACCCCUUGCCGUGCAUCUGCGAGAAGAGAAAUUGCAUUAGGUAUGCCCUGCACCUGCAAAGACGGCUCCAAUCCGUACACCUUGAAACUCUGUUUCUCUACAUCUUCUCAUCUAUAAGACAAGGCGAGGGUCCACCCACAGCAGGAGAAGCUUGUAGGAACUACUGCUGGAGAGCCAGCGGCCACUCUGGCCGUUGAAUGGGAAGAGAUGAGAUGAAGUUGCCUUUUCUUACCUUCAUUCACAUUUAAAGGAGGAUGAUGAGAAAAUUCCAAAAGAAGUGCAAAACUCUGAAGAUGAUAUUCUCUUUUUAAAAAGACCUCUUGUUGUAUAAUCUGGGGCACAACAGCAUUAGGAAUGUUGAGGGAGAACUGCCACCAGUUUUAUAGAAGUGACCUUGUCGGUUAAGUCAGAUCAAGCGUUUUUUUAAGAGGACAUUGUUGCUGUUGUAUGGUUUAGCUAUUAUCAUUUCCUAGAGGACAACAUUGAAGUGAUUCUCAGAUGUCCGUUUAAAUUGAUGUCUUUGAUCUAUAAUCAGCACUAUUAGAACAUUUUAAAUCUUCAUUUUAAAAAAUGGUUGCCUAAAUCCCAGACUUAAGCUUGCACUUAAAAGAACAACUCAUUUAUAAGUGUUAACAAUUAGGCUGCUUUGUAAUGUACAGAUGUGUAUAAUAUUGGUAGUGGUGGGGGGGUUAUUCUCAAUCUAAUUUAAAGCUUGGUGUCUAAAAAAAAAGUAAUAUAACUAGUUUUGUUAAAAACAGGUAAUUUGAGACUUGAGACUGUAUUUGUACAAUGUUUACACAAGUUCUUGGUUUGCGUAGUUCUCAGUGUUUUGACGGCACUGUUUCAAUGUUUUUAUUUGUCAUGUCGCCAUGUAUGAAGCUUUCACCGUGAGCAUGGAGAUCAUUAAAAACAUUUGCCAGG